Callithrix jacchus (white-tufted-ear marmoset) is the source of this 2210-nucleotide messenger RNA. The record is from RefSeq and is a predicted model, not a curated record. NCBI's taxonomy places the organism in Eukaryota, Metazoa, Chordata, Mammalia, Primates, Cebidae.
CACAUCAAACACACAACAAACAGUGAGAAGAAGGGGGAAGAGGAACCGGUUCGCGGGAGAGGAGGGUGUCCGAUGCUACAGCCUCUGCUAUUACUGCUACUGCUACUGCUGCCGCUGCCGCCGCCGCCGCCGCCGCCGUUUCUACCCCCCCGCCGCGCGCCGCGGGGGAGGGGAGGAGAGCGCGCGAGUUCCAGACCACGAGAAAACAAACGGCCGCCCCACCUCGCCUCCAACCACCACACUAGCGGGCUCGAGCUCCCACAAUGCCUUGCGGCGCGGGGCGCGUCAGCGUCGGCUCCACCCCCCGCAGGCCCAGCAGCCCAGCCUGCAGCUCGAGAAAUGCGAAGCACCGCUGUCCAUCUUCGUCCCUCUUGUUUUUCUUUUCUUCUUCGGAAGAGAGAAGAAAAGUAUACAGUUUUUUUUUUUUUAAAGCAAGCAUUCAUCUCCCUGAAGAAAGUCACUUUAGCAACUAUUCUUAUUAAAUACUACUCAAACAUACUGAUAAUCAUCUACAGAUCUAUCCAGUUACUAACGGUAUUUACACCCAAGCCAAGAUGCCACCCCACCACCAGCAGUAUAAAAUGUCCUGGAAUCUUCAAUGUCCGUGAAUUUUGUCGUCCCGUUGCUCUGGCUGGAAGUGGAGUGGAAUCACCAUCUUGGCUCACUGCAACCUCUGCCUCCUGUGUUCAAGCAAUUCUCCUGCCUCAGCCUCGUAAAACCUGAAGCCUUACCGAGUAUCUACAUUAGUGAAUACCUCUCGGCACAAUGCAGUCAAGAUGCAAUAUGGAAGAGAUUAGAGCACAAGGUUAUUGAUAUUUGGAUGCAGAGCCAACUGGCUAAGUGACUUUCACUACUGCUUAUACAGAAAACAGAUGGGUUGACUGAAUGUGAGCUUCAACAAAAUUACAAAUUAUGGCCUUCAUAGAAAUGAACUAGCAUUAGCUAGAGCCAAGACUUUUAAAGAAAAGCAUACAGUUGUCCCUCAGUAUCUGUGAGGGAUUGGCUCCAGGACCCUCCCACAAAUACCAGAACCAGAGGAUGCUCAAAUACCCUACAUAAAAUGGUGUUGUGUGGUAAUGCAUUUGGUCUGUAUCCAUAGGCUCCAUGUACGUGGAUUCAACCAACCUGGGAUUGAAAAUAUGUGGGAAAAAAUUGAUGGUAUAAACGUGUAUAGACGUUUCAUUUCUUGUCUAACAACUAUUUACACAGCAUUUACAUUGUAUUAUUAUUAGUAUAGAGAUUAUUUAGAAUAUUUGGGAGAAUGUACACAGAUUAUAUACAAACACUAUACUAUUUUACAUAAAGAACUUGAGCAUCUGUGGAUUUUGGUAUCCUCUGGGGUCCUGGUAUCAAUUCCUCCUGAAUACUUACCUCAGGAGGGGUAUGACUGUAUUUGCAUAUAAUGUAAGCACAUCCUUUCAUACACUUGAGUAACCCUUAUCUAAAAUGCUUGGGACCAGAAGUGUUUUGAAUUUUUAAAAAAGAUUUUGGAAUAUCUGCAUUAUAUUUACUGAUUUAGCAUCCCUAAUGUGAACAUUUAAAUCUGAAAUGCUCCAAUGAGCAUUUAUUUUGUGUCAUGUCAGUGCUCAAAGUUUCAGAUUUUGGAGCAUUUUGGAUUUUGGUUUUUCAGAUUAGGGAUACUCAACUUUUAAUACUAAAUACAAUAUAAAUGCUUUGUAAAUCGCUGUUAUUCUGUAUUUCUAAUGUCUUUUCAAAUUUUUUUGAAUAUUUUUGAUAGGGAUUGGUUAAACCCAAGUAUGUGAAACACAUGGUUAUGGAGGCUGAUUGUAUGACUAAUUGCAAGUCACUCAUAAAUGAGUAUCUGUGAAUACAAAAAUGUCUGGCAAUUUAUUUACUCAUUUUGAAUCAUACAUAUGUAACUGCCAGUUACAGAUUUUUAAUAGUUAACAUUUAUUGGGAGUGUCUAUUAUAUACCACACAUACUAAAAAAUAUUUGAUGAUAAAAGGACAAAUAACAGAAGGGAGGGAUCAUACCUUUUUCUUUUUUUCCUUAAAUGUUAACACUUACUAAUUCUCUGUGAUGGGUACACAGAAAUCUUUUAUAUGACUCUACAUUUUUCUGUAUGUUUGACAUAUUUCAUAAUUAAAAUUACAAAUUCAAACCAAAGAAAAAGAGUUGUGAUAAAAUCCUUUAAACCACCAGAAGCCAAUUUAUGUAUAACUUACUGAACAAAUAGAGGCUACUUUGC